This is a messenger RNA of Aphanomyces invadans, 1846 nucleotides long. RefSeq lists its product as hypothetical. The record is from RefSeq and is a predicted model, not a curated record. Gene Ontology annotation, cellular component: Golgi membrane. Gene Ontology annotation, biological process: intracellular protein transport; vesicle-mediated transport. Lineage: Eukaryota; Oomycota; Saprolegniomycetes; Saprolegniales; Verrucalvaceae. Bases 34 to 1800 code for a protein of 588 amino acids. The transcript has a single exon.
GUAAAAGAGCACAGAAGAGAACGGAGCGACGCCAUGAGCAACCCGGCGACGAUGGACGCGAUAGGCGCCGUGAAGAGUUACAUCGACAAGAUAUUGGGUGACAGCCAGCUGGAGGGAAUGAAAGCACUCCUGCUGGAUGCUGAAACAACCAAGAUCAUCAGCAUGGUGGUCAGUCAGAGCCAAAUCCUGGAGAAACAAGUCUUCCUCGUCGAGCAACUGGGGGCGAACGCACACGAGAAGAUGGUGCACUUGAAGGCAGCUGUCCUUAUCCGCCCAACGAUUCGAAACAUGGAGCUUCUCAAGACGGAGCUCAAAUCGCCCAAGUACGGCGAAUACCACAUCUUUUUCACAAAUAUCACGUCGAAUGACAUUUUGGAGCGGCUCGCGGAGGCCGACGAGAACGAAGUCGUGUCGCAGGUGCAGGAAUUCUACGUGGACUACAUGGCUGUGAACGACAACUUGUUCCAUUUCAACGUGACCGGUGCUGUCGCGUUGAGCUUGAAGGCGACGAACCUGGUCAACAUGUCGCCUAGGACCGCCGCAGUGUACCAGCGCAACAUGGACGGGUUGACGGCGCUGCUGCUCUCGAUGAAGAAGAAGCCCAUCGUCCGGUUCGCGAAGAAAUCGGACAUAGCCGAGAAGAUGGCGCGCGACGUUGCGACCCGCAUGCAGCACGAAGAUGGGCUUUUUGACUUUCGCCAGCCGUCGAUUCCACCCGUGCUGCUCAUUUUGGACCGUAAAGAUGACCCGAUCACGCCGCUCCUGAGCCAGUGGACGUAUCAAGCGAUGGUGCACGAGCUCCUCGGUCUAUUUGAGAACCGCGUGAACUUGGAAAAUGCACCGGGGAUUCGGGACGACAUGAAGCAGGUCGUGCUGAGCGUGACGUCCGAUUCUUUCUUUGCACAACACAUGCACGCCAACUUUGGCGAGAUUUGUCUUGCGGUCAAGGGUCUCGUCGACCAGUACAAAGUCGCGACAAAGCAGAACGAAAGCAUCGAGAGCAUCGAAGACAUGCAGCGCUUCGUGGACAAGUACGCCGAGUUCCGCGCGCAGUCGGUGACCGUCUCCAAGCACGUGGCACUCAUGGGCGAACUCAACCGCCUCAUUGAAGUCCAAGGGCUCAUGGAUAUCAGCACGCUCGAGCAAGACAUUGCGUGCAACGACGACAGCUCGACCCACUGGCGAGAGCUCACGCUGCGGUUGAGGAAAGCGGCGAUUCGGCCGAUCAACAAAGUUCGCUUGGCUUUGCUGUACGCGUUGCGAUAUGAGUCGCCGAGCUCGCUUAAGAGCUUAAAGGAACUGUGCACGGAAAACCAAGUGGCGUGGGAACCGAUUCAAGCGGCGCUCGCGUAUGGCGGGGCGGCGGCGCGGGGCGGCGACCUAUUUGGCGAAAAGGGCUUGAACAAGUUCAUGAAAGCCGUGACUCAAGUCACCCAAGGCAUGCAGGGAGUGAGUUGCGUCCUGACGCAGCACGUGCCGCCGCUGAUGAAGACGCUCGACAACUUGUUCAAGGGGACGUUGGAGCCCAGUGCGUUUGGUGGCAUCCAGUCGGCGACUCCACUGCCGAAAAAGCUGAAAGACGUGAUCGUGUACAUCGCGGGCGGGGUUACGUUUGAAGAAUCGCUUAAAGUCGCCGAGCUCAACGUCAAGUUGGCGCCGCAGGGUCAGCGCGUCAUCCUGGGCGGCCCACAAAUCCACAAUUCCGAGAGCUUUCUGAAAGAACUGGCUGACGACGGCAGCGGUGUGGACCCUCGCACGGCGUCUGCGUCCAAGUUUACUUACAACGGCAAGUCCCUUUAAAGUGAAUCCAAGCGGUAUCGAGUCAUCCACUUUUGCAUGUGGCCCA